AUGGAGAGGACCUUCAAACCUACAGACGUGGCACACGCCUGCACUUGUUCUGAUAUGAGACAGCAAGGAAUUGAACUCUCGAAACGGAAUAAUGUUUUCCUGAAAUACCCAUUACCUCCUCCGUCUCCGCCGCCGCCUCCUCCUCAAUCCAAGAAAAUCAGCUGCCUCCGAUCUCAACGAUGCUAUGAUCUUUGCACAAUCGACGGCCCAACUGUUUUGGACCCUAUCAACUCCACAUUCUACCUUUUGGACCCCACAAACUCAACAACCGUGGAGAAAAUCAGGCCUUACCCAAGAAAGUGGGAAAAGCCAGUGAUGCGAGGAAUACAAGAGUUCACUCUAAUUUCAGGCCCUAAAAGCCCAUCAUGUGAAGCCCAGCACAGCGUUCCGGCAAUUGUUUUCAGCGCGGUAGGUUACACUGGAAACUUCUUUCAUGAUUUCAAUGAUGGGUUCAUUCCCCUCUUCAUCACCGUUAAUUCGGUCUUCCACCAGAGUCAAGAUUUCAUCCUUGUAAUAUCAGAAGCUCAGGAUUGGUGGAUUAGUAAGUACGGAGAUUUGCUACAUGCUUUUAGCAAGCACGCUAUUAUAAUUCCUGAUAAAGACAACUCCACUCAUUGUUUCCCGUCUGCCACUUUAGGCCUCAUAUCACAUGGAUUUAUGACUAUAGAUCCAAAAUUAAUGCCAAAAUCACAAACUUUCGCCCAUUUUCGUACCUUCUUAGAUAAGGCCUAUGACCAUGGCCAAAACCAUCCCUGGAAGUGCAAUUCGCCAGAACCGAGGCCACGACUGGUGCUGACGACUCGAAGCGGAGGUGUUGGACGUGUUAUUUUAAACCAAAACCAAGUAAAACAAUUAGCUGAAGAAAUUGGUUUUGAUGUGAUUAUUUUUGAGCCUAUACCUCAGACCCCAUUGGACCAAGCUUAUGCACUGAUUAACUCGAGUCAUGCAAUGGUUGGCGUACAUGGUGCCGGACUUACGCAUUCAUUGUUUCUUCGGCCAGGCCGAGUGUUCAUUCAAGUGGUUCCGAUAGGGGCUGAUUGGGUGGCAGAGGUGUGCUUUGCAAAUUCAGCUAGGGCUAUGGGAUUAGAGUACUUGGAGUACAAGAUUGGAGCGGAGGAGAGCAGUUUGAUCGACAAGUACGAUAAAAAUAGCUUACUGAUGAAGGACCCAGCGACUUUCCGAGGUGAAAAUUGGUCUAGUGCUAUUAUGGACAUAUAUCUGAAAGAACAAAACGUUAGAAUUGAUCUGAUUAGGUUUAGGGAAUAUUUGAAGGAAGCAUAUGAGAAGACCAAGAAGUUUAUGGAAAAUGAGGGCUAG
Messenger RNA from Dovyalis caffra, 1317 nucleotides. The record is from the annotation of a GenBank genome assembly. NCBI's taxonomy places the organism in Eukaryota, Viridiplantae, Streptophyta, Magnoliopsida, Malpighiales, Salicaceae.